This is a messenger RNA of Balearica regulorum gibbericeps (East African grey crowned-crane), 514 nucleotides long. NCBI's taxonomy places the organism in Eukaryota, Metazoa, Chordata, Aves, Gruiformes, Gruidae. The record is from RefSeq and is a predicted model, not a curated record.
AUGAGAAGCCGCUGCACAGCAACAACAGACACAGUUUGUGCCCCCUGUCAAGACGAAUACUUUAGUAGUGAGCACAACCACAACUUCUGCAAGAGUUGUACAAUCUGCAGCACUAGGAAGGGGAGCAUGGAAGUGAAGAAGUGUGAGAAGACCUCUGACAGAAUCUGCGUGUGUCUUCCAGGUUACAUGCCAGAUGUCAGAUAUACACUGGGAAGUGUAUGCUCACCAUGUCCUGAAGGGUCGUAUUCCAUAGGGCAAAAUGAAAACUGUCAACCUUGGACCAACUGCAGCCUUCUUGGGAAAGAUACUCUUCGACAAGGGACAAAAACAGAUGAUGCUGUUUGCAGCAACCAUGUCACGCAGCCAGCUACCUCUCGGAAUGCAACACCUGCUUUGUAUCUUUCCACCACUGACAACAAGAAUAAUGUGUCGACUGCCAUGUUGUCACCGUCCAGACCCAGUGUGAUUCCUUUCAUUUGCCCAGAUACGAACAGCCCCACAGAGACUAACUGGG